AAAGAUUUAAAAGGCUUUUCUCACUCUUUCUUUAGAAUACGAUGGCUGAAACAACUCCAUUCAAGCGCCACCGAGAAGAAGAAACCCUAGCCGAAGAAGAAACCACUAAGCGACAGAAGCCAUCUUAUUCCUCUUACAACGACCAGAUUCUCUGUCUCCUCGAAGAUUCAGACGAACUUAAACAACCCAACAAUGACAUAAGUUCCUUUAUAAACGCUCUCCAGCAAGAAAUCUCAUCAGCAGAUGACCAAAACGCCGCUUUUUCUGGAGUUUCCAACGUUGAAGAUUCGUCGAUUUCGUGCGUUUCUUCGAAGGAAGAUGAUGUCGAUGAUGAGAACAAUGAGAAAGUGAUGCAGCAUCUUCUGGAAGCUUCAGACGACGAACUCGGGAUCCCUAACACCGGUUUUGGCGAGAGUAAAUAUGACAUGAAUAAGAAUGAUAUUAAUCAAGAAUAUGUAUAUGGAAAUAGUUUGUUGGAUGGGUUCGGUGAUGCGUUUUGGGAGCUUGAAGAUGAAGCUGCUAAUUAUUAUACGUUGCUGCAAUCUGAGUUGUUCUCAUAGAAAGCCUAAUUGGUAUAUCAUCUAGAAGAAAAAGCCAAUUAUAAGAAAAGUGGGUCGUUUUUUUAUAUGAAAUUUCAUUUCAUUUUUAAGGCACACUUCUUUUAUUUUGGCGGAGCGAAAUAUCAUAUUAAUUGUUGAUUAAUUUGUAGUGGGACAAGUGAUAAUGAUAUAAUUUUUCUCUCUUUAUUUUUUUUUUAUUUUUUUUUUUUACUUUUCUGCUGUUCGCUGCGUCGAGAGAUCAUCG
Eruca vesicaria subsp. sativa (arugula) is the source of this 804-nucleotide messenger RNA. Lineage: Eukaryota; Viridiplantae; Streptophyta; Magnoliopsida; Brassicales; Brassicaceae. The record is from the annotation of a GenBank genome assembly.